AUGCGCACUCACCCGGUGUUUUACGUGGGCUUGCUCAAGCCGUACCGGGAUCCGGCGCAACUGAACGCGGAAGCGUUGGCGCCGGAGUGGAUCCUACAGGCCCGCGGCCACCCAGAAGCUGAAUCAGCAACUGGUUCUGAGUACGGAAUGCAACAACCUCCAUUUCCAAUGGAGCCAAGUGCUCCACCGUGGCUUGCAACGAUGCAUUCGCCUGCUCCACGGCUAGGAGUCGCUCCGACAGAGCGCGGUAGUCCUCAAGACGAGGCAGUUGGCGCACGACGUGCUUUAAAUCGUCAAGAGCGAUCGCACAGCGAUAUGCUACUUCAGCAUGACACUCAGCGGAGUGCCGAUCACGACAAACCUCGUCCUCAAGGGCUAACAGAGCAUCAUGAGUCACCGGGCGGCGGUCGACCCCUUUGUCUCCGCCUGCCACCGACUCUAAUCGAUGAGAACGGUGACGUCCAUUAUCACGUGGAACGUCUUGUUGGACGAAGUCGUCACCAGGGUCAGACCCAAUAUCUUGUGAAGUGA
Plasmopara halstedii is the source of this 531-nucleotide messenger RNA. RefSeq lists its product as uncharacterized. The record is from RefSeq and is a predicted model, not a curated record. NCBI's taxonomy places the organism in Eukaryota, Oomycota, Peronosporomycetes, Peronosporales, Peronosporaceae. The transcript has a single exon. Bases 1 to 531 code for a protein of 176 amino acids.